Messenger RNA from Auxenochlorella protothecoides, 195 nucleotides. RefSeq lists its product as hypothetical. The transcript has a single exon. The coding region runs from base 1 to 195 and encodes 64 amino acids. The record is from RefSeq and is a predicted model, not a curated record. Lineage: Eukaryota; Viridiplantae; Chlorophyta; Trebouxiophyceae; Chlorellales; Chlorellaceae.
AUGAAUGAAGGCGGAUCGCAUGUCAUGCACACCGAGCGAGCUCCCACUUGUCACUACCAUCCCCUCAAACCAUGUCCUGCGCCGCAGUUUUCGGACGUGAGAGGUGGGUCCUGCACAAGGCUCCACAUGUCCCACACAUCCCUGAGAUUUUCCUAUUUGUUCCUAGCGUGUAUCGUCAAUACAUCUCCCAAGUAG